Messenger RNA from Effrenium voratum, 1558 nucleotides. The record is from the annotation of a GenBank genome assembly. Lineage: Eukaryota; Dinophyceae; Suessiales; Symbiodiniaceae.
GAGAGAAGUGGGAAGACGUUAGCCUGCUUCAUGGCUUCAGCAGCUGUGCACUAUGAAAGAAGACCCGCCAAAGUCCGGCGGCAUUAAGGUCGAGGUGAAGCCAGCGUCUAAGGAGGAGGUUGAGGCCUUCAUCGGCCAAAAUCGGCGCUGGCUCACCGAUGACGCGGAGAAGGCUUUUCGCGGCAUGGGCGCUGCUGAUCAACGCCGGGUGAUCUGUGCUGGGACUAUGUCGAGCGUGCAGAACCCCUUGGCGGUGAUUCAGGCCCGUGUGCGAAAGGCAAAAGACUUGGAGGCGGCAGUGAGCCGGAGUGGCGGCUCCGUGCCGGCAGUCCUGCUUGGGUUGGAGAGCAAGUUGACAAAGCCAGCAACUGCAGAGGAGGUGGAUGCUUUCGUCAAGUCGAACGAGCGCUGGCUUGGGGGUGAGGCUUUGGAAAUCCUCAAGUCAAUGACUGCAGUUGACCAGAGAAGGGUGAUCUCAGCAGGAACCAUGUCAGGCUGCCGUGACCCAGUUGCAGUGAUCCAGACCCGCGCCAAGAAGGCACGGGAGAUGGAGAUGGAGCUGGAGAACUUGGCGGCGGGCAGAGGGCCACUGCUGAAGAAGGAAGGAAAGCGCACGCCAGCCGCGCCUAGUUUCGAUGAGGAACAAGCUGCGAUGCAUCUCUAUGCACCACCAGAGGAGGUGUCCGCAAAGGAGUCCAGAUUCGCACCUCCUGAGACAGCCGAGGGUGGAGCAGCGCUUGUCGGUGACAGCCCUGGCGUUGGAGGAGUGGUGGAGUUUCUGAAGGCCAAAUACGGAUGCUCAAAGGGCCAGCGACUCAAAGUGAUCGGCGAGACGCAGGCCCUCCUCCAGUUUGAGGGUGGUAAAACUGCACCAAAAGACCACGAAGGCAGUGGCUGGAAGUGGGUCAUUCGGGAGGAGGAGGAGGUGAGACAAUCAGCUGCUCAAGCGCAGCUGGCGGCCCUGCAGGAGGCUGCGGCCGCCCAGGCGGCGCAGGUGGCGGCGCAGAAGGCGGCGGAGUUGGCACGGGCGCAGGCGGAGGCCAAGGCCUAUGCUGCUGCACAGGCUCUGAAAGCCAAGGAGGGGAGGGCCAGUGGCCCAAGCUCGAGCUCCAAGGCGAGUGGCGCAAGCUCGAGCUCUUCGACUCCACAGCGACAAGCGAAGCAGGCGAAGACCAAAGUGUCGGCCAGAAAGAAAGAGAAGAAGGAGAAGACAGGGAAGAAGGAGAAGAAGGAGAAGAAGGAGAAGAAGGAGAAGAAAGAGGAAAAGCGGAAGUCAGCCAAGACUGGGAAGACUACAAAGGACACGAACUCGAAGAAGCAGGGAGCAAAAGCAAAUGGUGAGAAGGCGAAGGCCCCAAGAGCAAAGAAGAGGAAAGCGCCAACAUCAUCUAGCAGCUCUGGCACAGACUUGGAGCAAGUGAAGGGAAAGUAGCCGUUGCAGGGCUACGUGACGAAGAAGGGCAAGCAGGAGCAGCUGGAAGAGAUGAAAGAAGGCCCUCCGCGGACUACAAGUCGCUGAGGCCGAAUCGCGAGCUCCGCUCCGCUCCCCGGCAAUUGG